GAUAUACAUGAGAGAAACGCUUCCGAUCCACGCCAGCCAGAAAAGACGGAUGUGUCAAUGGGAGCUGUCCACGGUGCUGAAUAAGAAACAAUAAAGCUACCUUUAAACACUCAAAAAACUCUUUAUCUUGGUGGUUUCAUUCUCUGAACACAUUCAUAAACAUUUCAGCCGCGUGGAAAACUAAAAAACUCUUGAGUUUCGUGGUCGUGAUGUCUCGUGUCCACCAAUAGGAGGUCACAACUUCUUAUUUUUUGUUACCGCUACAUCACCGCCUCGCAGCCAAUGGGAUGGUUCAUAGCGAACCCAAAAUGCCAACCGGAAUGACGUUGUUGCUGGCGUAGGGCUGCAGUUUGAUGGCUCCUACUAAAUGAAUGCAGUGGGAAUGGACGAGCAAGACACACUGCCAGUCAGACGGUGCGCACUGUUGACCUCCGCACACAGCGUCAGGAUUUCUUAUCAGACUCUCACCUGAGGAGGAUUUCUGCUUGUUGGCUUUUCUUUGCAGGGAUACUCGCUGGUUGCUCUCUUUCACUGGUAUUCUUUAUUAUAGGACACGAGAGGUCCCAGAGGACACAGCAUGCUGUCGUCCCUGAAGACCCUGCUGCUGCUCUCGGUCCUGUGCGCACCGACCUCCAGCCUGUGCCUCCGCAUCUACCAGAGCCGCUCCGACCUCCUCUGCGACGACCGGAUGGGAUUCGGGGUCCGGAGCGACGAGAGCGAGCCGGGUUACUCUCCCGUGGACGGAUGGGGGUCCCUCCUGCAGUCCGCGAACUAUCUCGCCUCCUCGUCCUCCUCUCCCUCCUCUUCUUCUUCAUCCUCUUCCUCGUCUGCUGAGUCCAGUCGGGAAAAAAGGACUUCAACUCCCACAAACUACCGCUUCACGAGCCGGACCAAGCUCAGAGGGCAGAUGCUCCGCAACAGCAGCAAAGGGGACCGGAGGAGCAGAGUGACCCUGUCCCUGGACGUCCCGACCAACAUCAUGAACGUCCUCUUCGACGUGGCCAAGGCCAAAAACCUGCGCGCAAAGGCGGCCGAGAACGCGCGUCUCCUGGCGCAAAUUGGACGGAGAAAAUGAAUCUCGGACAAAGUUUAAUUUAACAGGCAGCCGUGGUCAGUGUUGGCCCCUCAAAAUGUAAUUACACUCGUUUGCUCCUUCAGAGUGUUUCUCCCCACUCAGCACAGUCAACAACAACAACGAAAAUAGGUUAUAAUGUUGCAGUUGCUCUCAUGUAAAAGCUCCGUGGAAAUGUGUUAAUCUCCAAAUGAAAGCAUCGAGAAAACAGACACGCGUCCUCAAAGCAAAAUGUUGGAUGCUUUUGUUUUAAAACUAAGCUCCAUAUUCGUAAAGGUUAUACCAUUCAGCUGAUAAAUGAACUACGAGAGCGUGUUAUUUCCAGCUUAUGUAUUCAUCACUUCUCUUUUAUUGGAGGCUUUAUUUAAUUUUAAUGGUUGAAAUUUUGCCUUUGUGGUGAAAGAAUGAAUAGUUUCAAAUGCAGGCAGAAUAAAAGUCAAGAGCAACAAGGGAAAAGUCAUGCAUAUGUAAAGAUGACUGGUAAUUUGAAUGAGAUUCAUAGUUUGGGAUUUGGCACUAAAUUUGAAUGUGAAGAAACAUUUCUUUUUCAUGUGAUAUUAUUGAUUUAUCAUGGUGUCAUAACUUUAAAGGAGGAAUUUACUUUAGUUAAAAAUUAACAUUUUGGGUUUCCCCUUUUAUCUAACUUUGAUAUGUUUUAUUGAACUCAGACUCAUCAGAUUGUAAUAAUUGAACCCCACUGAUUAUUAGAGGGAUUUUAUUCUGACAUACAGUUGAAAUGUUUUGCAUUUCCAUUGCUCAUCCAUAAGUCAGGAUUUGAUGUACUUUCUUUCACCAUAGAUACUUUGUCCCUCUCUGCUGCUUUAUUUAUUUAUUUGUUAGGGUUUUAUUCUGAUCAGAAGUUCACAUGGAAGCCCACGAUGAUACCUGACUGAAGUGUAAAACAUUGAGAGUGGCAAAAACACAACACUGACAAUGAAAUAAUGUACAAAUCACAUGAAAUACAGUAAAAUGCAAACGCAUGGGAAUGUAUGUGUUCAUCAGAUGUCUCUUAUUUUUAUACUCAAAAUAAAGGAUUAUUUUUCCUCAAAUAAAGCAGAUGUAAGUAC
Messenger RNA from Mugil cephalus (flathead mullet), 2139 nucleotides. RefSeq names its product urocortin 3, like (gene ucn3l). The record is from RefSeq and is a predicted model, not a curated record. Gene Ontology annotation, cellular component: extracellular region. Gene Ontology annotation, molecular function: hormone activity; corticotropin-releasing hormone receptor 2 binding. Lineage: Eukaryota; Metazoa; Chordata; Actinopteri; Mugiliformes; Mugilidae. Gene Ontology annotation, biological process: digestion; cellular response to nutrient levels; adenylate cyclase-activating G protein-coupled receptor signaling pathway. Bases 578 to 1075 code for a protein of 165 amino acids. The transcript is spliced from 2 exons.